This is a messenger RNA of Candidozyma duobushaemuli, 378 nucleotides long. RefSeq names its product Med3p (gene MED3). The record is from RefSeq and is a predicted model, not a curated record. Lineage: Eukaryota; Fungi; Ascomycota; Pichiomycetes; Serinales; Metschnikowiaceae. The transcript has a single exon. The coding region runs from base 1 to 378 and encodes 125 amino acids.
AUGAGUGAUUUGUCCGGGCCGAUUAAAAUAGACGACAUUGCAAGCGGGCGAAUCGAUAGCAAAGCUAUCUUUGACGAGCUAGAGCGACUCAAAGCUGAAGUCAACAUCCUCAGAAAUGACAUGUCCUUGUUUCUCAAGCAGCUAGCCUCCAUUCCCGAGAAGCACAGCCAACAAGAAUACCAAAAUGCCCUUCAACAACGGCUCACCCAGGUGCAAAACACCAUCAAGGAGUACUGUGCUCGGUACAACCGCCUACUUCCUAUUAUCAACUUGUCUCAGAUCAAACUAGGGCAAGAACCUGAGACAAAUGCCAAGGCAAACGGCCUGCCGAAGAAACAGAACGUUUCACCACAGAAGAACGGCCAGAGGAAGAGUUGA